GUACUGCAGUACCAGACCUGGUGUCGAGAGUUGGAGCAGCAAGUGAAAGCUGGAGGGGGAUCCCUUCCAGGCAGGUGGGAAGCCACAGCAGACCACAGCCUGGAGAAAGCACUGCUUCAGGUGGAAGAGGAGCAGCACAGGUACAAGGAAGAAGCAUUUCUUCAUACUUGGUACCCUGGAUGCUCAUGGAAGUGAGGGAAAACCUGUCGGUGCUACCUGGUCUCCCCAAGGGAAGCGGUUGGGCAAGCUGCUCUGACAGGAGAAAGGUGUGAGAAUCUGGCAGAAGUGAACACUCUCCUGCGGGAGCACCUCGAUAAAGCCAGCGAGGUGAAUUCUGCCCUCAAGGAGGACGUUGGGAAGCUGACGGUGGAUUGGAUGAGGGCCCGGGAGGAGCUGGAGCUGAAGGAGAGCGAAUGGCGCAGGGAACGGGAGCUUUAUGACAGCUACGUGAGGGGGGAGCACAGCCGGCUGCUGGGGCUGUGGCGGCAGGUGGUGACCUUGCGCCGCCUCUUCCUGGAGAUGAAAACCGCCACGGACCGAGAUUUGUCAGAGCUGAAGGCAGAACAGAUGAGGCUUUCUGGAUCUAUUCUUGUGAACUGCUCUCGCCUGAACUCCUGUGUGCAGCUCAGGGAGUCCAUCACUCGGGGUAAACCUGUCCUGAAGGAUCAGGCAGAGCAGCAAGUGGAACCAAAAAUGAACCAGACAGCUCAGGAAGUGAUAGCCUUACAAGUCAGGUGUGACAUGGAGAAGAAAGAGCUUCAGGACAGGGUGAUGGAGCUCUCAGCCUUGCUUGUGCAGUCUCAGAAGCAGAACGAGGAGAAGGAGAAGACCAUGAAAACACUUAACGACACAGUGGAGAUUCUAGAAUCAAGUUGGAUAGAGAAAGAAUUUACAGCUUCAUUGACUAACAGUGCCAAAGAAGAGAAUCUUUUCCUUCAAAAGCUCAUUAAAAAUAUCACUGAGAUGGUGCUAGAUGACAGUGACAGCAUGGUCAGCAUUAUCUGCACUGGCAGCUCCCAGCAUGCAGACUCUGGGCACAUCUCAGCUCCAAGGUCUGUUGAUACCGGACAUGCCUUUGGACUGGUUCUGGAAGCACUGGCAAGGAUGCGAGGGGCAACAUGGGCCCUGAGAGAAGAGCUUUCUGCUAGGCAGGACUCAAACAAAUUCCUGCUGCAGCAGCAGAGGCAUCAGGAAGAGAAGUGCAGGGAGGUGCAGCAAAGGCUUGAGCAACUGGAGGAGAAAUGCAAGGAGUCCAGCAGCCACCAGCAGCAUCUUCAGUCUUUAGUAGAAACACUCAGAAGUGACUGUGCAAACCUCGAGAAAACCAGGGAAGAGCUGCAGGAACAGCUUGGAUUAAUGGAGCAAGAAGCUUCAUGUCUGCGUCAGAGUAACGCUGAGCUGCAGAUGAGGGAGGAGUCAGCCCAGGCAAAAGAGGCAGAGCAGCAGGACAGGAUGGAGAGAGCACGCCGUGAGCAGGAGCUCCUAGUGAAGGACCUGGCUGUACUUGAGGAAAAACACUCAUUACUGCAGAGUGAGUUGGUAGUCCAGAGACAGACACUGGGGAAAUUGCAGCUUCAGAAGGAUCUGCUGGAGCAAGAGAAGGAUGAGAUUGCCAUGGCUCUGGAGAAGGCAGAGCGGUCAGUGGCAGAGCUGACAGGGGCUCAGAACAAGCUGAAUGCUGAAAGAGCUGAUCUGCAGGCUGCAGCAGCAAAGAUGAGCAGCAUCAAUGAAGCUCUUGCACUGGACAAAGUGCAGCUGAACAAAUACGUGUGGCAGCUGGAGCAAGAGAAGGAAGCUUUGUCUGCUAAAGUGGAUGAGAUGGAGAGAGCAAAGAUCUGUGAGCAGGAGAAGCUGAACUUCUAUGAAAGAGCAAACAAAGAGCUCUGUGCAGAGAAAGCCCGGCUAGAGCAGCUACUGAAGGAAGCAGAGGAGCAACGGGAGGAGCUGUGGCUGGAGCUUAGGACACUGGGAGAGGAGAAAGCAGAAACCCAGGAGAAAUUCCAUCAGGUUUCCCAGAAGCAAGAAUCAUUGAGCAAAGCUCUGGAGCAGCUGAGCCAGGAAUCCUCUGACCAAGGGCAUGAACUGGCCCAGGUGGGCAGAGAGAAGGAGCUGCUGGGCCGGGAGAAGGCUGCCCUUGAGGGCCGACUGGCAGCCGUGGAGCGCCACCAACAUGACCUUUCCAAGCAGCUGGCAGAGACCAGGUGGGAGAGUUGACAUCUCAGCUGGCAGCCUCCCGUGAGUGCCAGGAAAGGACUGUGCAGAGAGCCCAGCAGGAUGUGAGGGAGGCCCAGGAAGAGUCCAGGCAGAAGCUGCUGGAGGUUGAGCAGAUGCAGAAGAUGCUGGAGGAGGCAGAACAUCAGAACGAAGAGCUGCAAGUGCAUCUGGAGUACCUGGAGAGGGAAAGGAGUCAAUGGGAAGAAGUGGCACAGCAAAAUUCAGAAUUGCAGGCUUCUGUCAAUGCCCUAGAGAAGGAAAAAAACAGGCUGACUCUGUCUCUGGAAGAAAAGGAUCUGAGCCUCAGAACCCUGGAAGAAAACAACUUGGCCCAGAUCAGUCAGGUGUCUCAGCUUUGUUCUGCCCUUACCCAGGCCGAGGAGCUCCACUCAGAGCACAGAAGAGAAGUGCAGGAGCUCAACAGCCACACAGUGUCAACAGGCCAGUGGUGCCCACCAGGAAACUCAGUCCCAGCUGGACAAACUGCUCUUAGCUGUCCACCACAUGAUCAGGGACAGCAGGGACUUGGUCACUUGGAGCUCAGAAGAGGAUCAUGUCAUGGGCCUAACUGCUUCUCAGGCUGGGGAUGUCUCCCCAGAGCUCACAGUGGACAGAGUGGCAGCAGCUCUGCAAGACCUGCAACAGCACCUGGAGCAUUCCCAGAAAGAUCUGAAUGAUGCAAGGAACAGGAUACAGGCCUUGGAGCUGGAGCUGGGCACGGGGCAGGAUCAGAUGGACAAUCUUAGAGCCAGCAAUCAGGAGCUGCAGAUACAGUUGGAUGAAAGUCGGGCAGCAAUGUUGAAGGCAGAACACGAGAAGACCUCUCUAGAAACUGCCUUGAAGGAAGAGACUAUUACCCUGAAGGAAGAUGCUGUGACUCUUCGUCAGGAGGUGGCAUCUCUGAAAAAGAAAUUGGAAAACCUGGAGAUGGAAAAGACAGAUGUGCUGCAUGAACAGGACAGGCUGCAGGCAGAUAAAGAAAAACUAGUGUGUGAGAUAAAACUUCUGGAGGAAUCAGUCACAGCCUCUGAAACUCGAGCAAAUACAGCAAUAGACAAGAAUCACUCUCUUGAACAAGAACUCCAAACUGCCCUGUCCAUGUUAAAAAUUAAAAAUGAGGAAGUGCAAAACCAGGGGAAGAAAAUGGAGAUCCUUCAGAAAGAGGCAGCAGAGACCAAAGCUUUGCAGGAGCAUCUCACUCAUGUGACUGCCAUCCUGUCAGAGAGGGAGGGAGAAAUGAAGUUGUACCAAGAGCAGAUGAGAAUGUUGGAAAAGCAGAAAGAAAUGCAUAAAACUGCUCUUAAUCAGGUUAUUAAGGACAUAACAGAGAAAGAACAGAAGACAGAAUCCCAACAGGAACAGAUACAGGAGCUGGAGAAGCAGCAAGAAAAGCAAAGGAUUGUUUUAAGCAAAAUGAGCCAAGAGCUGGAAGAGAAGGACCAAGAGAUCAGGUCCCAGCAAGAGCUGAUAAGGGAGCUGGAGAAGCAGUUAGAAUUGCAGAACUCUGCUGUCAGCAGGGUAAGCAAAGAGCUGGAGGACAGACACCUGGAGAUCAAAUUCCAGGAGGAGAAAAUAAUGAUUCUAGAACAGCAUGGUGCAGUACAAGUCAGAAAUCUGCUUGUGGAUCUUGAUGAUAUGAAAGGAAACCUGAAGGAGAAAGGGUUGGAGCUUCUUUCUCUGACUCAGCAGAUUCAAGAACUGGAAAAGGAGAGAGAAGAUGUGAAAUCUCUAAAUGCUAGCCUUGAGCACCUGAGAAUUGUUCUUAAGGACAGAGAGAGUGAGUGUGAUGCUCAAAGGGAAGAGUUAAGGCUCUUGCAGCAGCACAAGGAACAGCAAGACAGGCAUCUGCAAGAGCUUCUUGAUAAAGUAGAAAACAUGACACUUUCUUUAUCUAAAAAAGAGCAAGAGCUUGAGUCACAGCAAAAGCAAAUGCAAGAAAUUGAAGAAGUGAUGGAAAUGCAGUUAAAGACUGUCCGUGACCAACUGGAGCAGACCUUAGCAACCUUAAAAGAAAAAGACAGACUUAUGGACAUCCAAAAGCAACAAACAAGGAGCUAUGAGGAAAAAAAAGAAGAACAGAUUAAUGUCUUGCACAGAGACUUAGAAUACUCUCGAACAAUAUUGAAAGAAAAGGAUUUAAUGAUUGAAUCUCAGAAGGAACUGAUUGAGACCUUCCAAAAGCAAAAGCAAGACUCUGAACAGCAGAAGCAAAUUCUGCAUUGUCUUCAAGUGGAACUAAAGGAAAAAGAGCAGGAAAUUUUGUGCCUUAGAAAGCAAUGUGAGGCAUGCAAGGAAAAGGAGGAAAAGCAUGAAGCUGAGCAUAGAAAUUUCCAUGCAACAACACUGAGUCUGAAAGAAAAAGAAGACAAGAUUUGUGUUCUGGAGGACACCAUCACAAAGCUUCAACAGCAGAAGGAAGAGACAGCAGUGCAGGCUAAAGCCAUACUGCAAAAACUAGAAUAUGCUGAGUCUUGUCUUGAAGCUAAACAUCAAGAGAUAGUGUCUUUGCAAGAGCAUGUCCAGGACCUUCAAGAGCAGAAGGAGGUGGCAGGCAAGCAGGCCAAAAGUCUAGAGCAGGAUCUAGACAAAGCAAGCCAGAUGUUGAAGAAGAACCAUUUGGAGUUCCUCAAGCAGACAGAGCAAAUGAACACGUUCCAGCUUCGUGAAGAAAGCAUGAAAGUAGCACUAACAUCAUGCCAGAAACAAGUGACUCUACUUGAGGAAGUGGUGAGGAAGAAAGAUGAGGACAAUGACACUCUUAGGCAAAAUCUACAGCAUGUAGAAGAAGAACUGAAGACUUUGCAGAAUCUCCAGCUUAGGCUAACUGAGAAGAAUGAAGGGGUUAGACAUGAUGGAGAGCAAGAGUUCCUGAAAGAAACCUUCCCUGAGAGAGAAGGAGAGAUCAGGGCUCAAAGUGAGCGGAAGCAGAUAGAAGUGGAAAUAAGAGCUCUUCGGGAAGAUCUCCAGCAUGUUCAGCAGACUCUGACAAAGAAGGAUAAAGAGGUCAAGUACCAGACAGACAAAGUCAAGUAUUUAAAGAAGACUCUAAUAGAGAGAGAACAAGAGCUUAGGAGGCAGAGUGAACUCCUGAAAGAAUUAACAUUGGCUUUGCGAUGGAAAGAUGAAGGGGAAACCCUGAAGAAACAAAUCCAAAAACUCCAAAAAUGGGAGGAAGAGGAAGCAGAGAAGAGGAAAAUUCUCCAGGAGAGGGACUAUCUCUUGCAAAGGCAGAAGGAAAUUGCCCAACAGUUAGAAGUUGAGAGGGAAGCCAAUGGCAAAGACCUGGAGUGUGUGGCUGCUUCUUUGAAGCAGAGGGAAAGCAGAGAACAUGAAUGGAGAGAGAACGCUCAAGUCCUGAGUGCUGCACUGAGCAAGAGUGAAGUGGCCAAUGGGAAUCUGAAGAAGGAGAUAACCGUCCUGCAGAGAAUGAUUUCAGAGAGAGACACAGACCGAUUUCGUCAACAGCAGGCUCUUGCUGAAGGGGAGCAGCUGUCGUGGCUGUCAGAGAAGAGACUCAUGUUGCAGAGCCUGGAAUGUCUGCAGCGAGCAGUUGCAAAGCUGGAAGAUGAAAAGGUGGAGCUCAACCAACAAAACACUGAACUCAGGAGGACUCUUGAGCAGGUGGAACACGAACGGAGGAGACUGAAGAGAUGUUUUAGGGGUCGGUUACUCCCAGAUGCCUCUGGAUUUUCCCUCUCUGAGUCUGACCAGUGCAAGUCGCCCACUUCCAGACAGGAGGAGUCUCAUGCUCACUGCAGUCAGCGCUUAGCUGAGUUACAGAACCAGGUGUCCCUGCUGCAGUCACAGCUGGCCCAAGAGCGACAGCAGUGUCAGAAUUACAUUGAGAGCUGUGCAAGGACCAGCCAGGAGCUGUCAGACCUUCACCAGGAGCUGUGCUGCUCCUUUGCAGCUGUGCUCAAGGAGCCCGAAGUUGCUGUUCUGGAAGAAGAGACGCGGAAGCUGGAUCUGUCUCUGAACCUUAACUCUGCACUGACAUCCUUGGACCAUCAGUCUCUGGAGAGACAGCUGGAGCAUCCAAGAGCCAGACCUGCCAGAAGCAAUGAUGACCUGAGGUAACAGCACCUCUGGUCUCCAUUUGAAUGGAACAAUUUCUCCUAAGACAAAGAGCUCAUGGAUGUGAGAAAUGGGGUCAGCUCCUCAGGACAGGGCUACUCCCUGCCUUAAACAUCCGUUGGUCUCACAUUCAGCUGGUGUCAAACCUCACCUCAUGUUGAGGAUUAGAAUCUACGAAACAUUAUUUCAUGAAGUAGAUGAUUUCUGGGACCAAAAUGUGAAUAUGUGAGAACAGCAUAGGUAAGGAGAAGGAAUGAUGCAUGGAGAAUGAAGCUGGAACAAAAAAAAAUAAUACUUGAACAGUAAGACUUAUGGGUGACAUCUGUCUGAGGGCAGCUACUUAAAAUAAAAGGACACAAAGAGUGUGCUACAAACAAUUAAAGUAACAUAACAGUUGGUGGUGUUUGCAUUUGCAGGCAUCUCCCAGGGAUGAUUUGAUUUUUUUUAAUAAAAUGUUUUUCAGAAGAAAAUUA
Molecule: messenger RNA, 6761 nt
Organism: Zonotrichia albicollis (white-throated sparrow)
Lineage: Eukaryota; Metazoa; Chordata; Aves; Passeriformes; Passerellidae
Source: RefSeq, a predicted model, not a curated record